AUCCGUCAUCAAGCCGAGUCAAGUCAGUACGGCGACACGGACCCAGGGAUAACCAGCUUGAAGUGAUCUAGCCGAGCUUUUCGUUCCGGAACACCUAUCAAUGGACAUUGGAAGAGCAACGCGUGAUGGACCCUUGUUGCAUCGAGCCGUCGUUCAUGUAAGCUGAUAUAAGCAAACGUCCGCCAGGAGUUGCACAUAUAUGGCGCUCCUUUUGAGUGCCUGCGGAAGACAAUGUGUCAAGAGCCGCAGAACCAAAGCCCAACACCUCGGCAACCAUUGUCAAUGCAGAGUUCAUCGGAAACGCAAACGUGCUAUUCGAUCUGUUGCGAGCGGUCCGUAGCUGUCGAAAGAAAGAGAGAGAGAAAGCGAGCGGUAGGUUCGCUCCCGUCAAACCGGGUCGUCUGGACGAGGGAUGCGGACAGCGACAGGGGACCAGGACAUGCAUCUGGUCGACUGGGGGAGGUCUGGCAAUGGAAAGCAGGAACAUGGAAUGCAAGGAACAACCCCGCUCUCUUGCCGGCGAAUCGCAACUCGCCGUUGAAGAAGCAUCCAUCAAAGAGUCCAGAGACUUGCUGUUUAGCCUGCGUUUGCUGCCCACCCCUCCCGAAUCGGUUACUCAAAACGACUUCUGGCGCAGAGUACAGACGCGAGGGCGCACGAGCUUCAACAGAUGCCGAGGCUCAAGCUUCGAUUUGUUCUUCGUUUAGCCCAGUUUGGCAGGCCAGGCCAAGCCUGGCGAUGCAGCAGUACCACAAACGCAACGCAAACCAACGAGCUGCAAGCCUGCUCUCGAUCUGCGGCUGCUGGCUGGCCUCUCUCUCUCUCCACACUUCCACAGGACUAUUGCGACUUCAGCAUGCAGGCGAAAGUAUCCGUACCGCGAUGAGCGAGCUAAGGAGAACUUGACACCGCACUCGCACAGCACGGCGCGCCGAGAGAGGCCAGCAAUGCCGUCCUUGUAUCCAUCUCCACAACCCAGCCAUUGCCUGCGACGGACCAAGCACACGGAAAGCAAAAGCAUAGCUAGCAUUACGCAGUAGAGCUGCCACCGUCGACUUACACCGAGGCCAAAAGUCAACCGUCCAGUCCCACAAGCGCGUGCAGCUGCACCACGAGCAAGCACCAGUGCCAACACAAUC
Messenger RNA from Colletotrichum acutatum, 1139 nucleotides. RefSeq lists its product as uncharacterized. The coding region runs from base 232 to 906 and encodes 224 amino acids. Lineage: Eukaryota; Fungi; Ascomycota; Sordariomycetes; Glomerellales; Glomerellaceae. The record is from RefSeq and is a predicted model, not a curated record. The transcript has a single exon.